CGCCUCACAACAAGCUCGGACGCUGACAUGAAGUAUAUACUGCAGUUGGUGAUAUGGUUGAGCCCCUUUACUGUCUGUGCCCAGGAGCUUGUAAUAGACCCACCAGUAGAUGAAAUACAGGACAACCCGAAAUCGUUCUCUAUGUACUGCAGAGUUCCUGGACUUCCAGACAGCACUAAACAUCUAGAAUGGCUGGACAGGAACGACAAUAUUAUGGAAGGCUCCAACGUCCGAAGCCUUGAAACAUCCAGGUAUGGUGCCACCUUAUAUUUGUUCUUUCAAAACUGGAAGGACAAAGACGCUGGAACUUACACCUGCAGAGGUGACAUCUUGGGCAGGAAUAUGAGUAAAUCCGUACAACUCUAUUUCAAUGAUGCCCAAGAUAUUAUCAUCAGCCCGUCUGAAGAUGAAUCGCGAGUCGAAGGCUCAGGUAGCCAUGUGCUAAACUGUGAAGCCUUGGGACUUUCCAGCGGCCAAACUGCCGGGUUAGAAUGGCUGGACAACAACAUGAGACCCAUUGGACCUCUCAAUGAAAGUGAUCCGAAAACCAACAGGGUCUAUACCGUACAUCGUGGCCAGAGACGCCUGUUGAAGUUUGAUCAAGUGAAACUUGAAGACCACGGCAAAUACACAUGUAGAGUUUCACUUGGAGGUGAAUCAAAACAAAAAUCGGUUCGUCUUAAUGUUUAUGGGGUUGUAACCGUUCCACAAGAAGACGUUAUGAUGCUGGAGUUGAAGACAGGUACAGCUAUCCAUUGCCAAGUGACCGAAACAUCAGGAGGCCGAAAUGUGACUGUAGAUUGGCUGUACCCAAAUCUUGCCAGCGUAUCUGGUUAUAGCAAAUGUUGUCCUCGAUUAAACAGAGAAUUCGCACACCAGACCCCCAUGGGCAGCACGCUGUUCUUUGACGAGUUGCGAAAAGGCGACAAAGGAAAGUAUUAUUGUCGGGUCAAAAUCGACGGAAAGACAGUGUACAAAGGAAUUCAAAUCCGCUUUCACGUCCCCCCAGAAAUCGUUAUCACCCCAGCAGAAAGGCGAAUAAGGCGGAAGAAGGGCACCUCGGGAUCGGUGUAUUGCAAAGCCACGGGACUUUCAGACAAACAGCUGAAAGAUGCCAAGCUCGAGUGGCUAGACAAACAUGACGAUAUCAUUGGACCGUACAUGAAAGAUGAUCCCAUACGCAACAGGGUCUACACAGUGGUAUUGCCGGGUGCAACGCGUCUUCAGCUUGACCGGCUGACCAGUGGAGAGCAGGGGACAUACACCUGCAGAAGUACAGUCGGUGGCAACAUCAUGAUCAAAGACAUUGAGCUCAAUAUCUACGGUAAGCCAGACACACCCACGAAUCUUCAAGCCGCAACUGUCGACACCAGAUCCAUUACAAUCACCUGGGAUAAAGGGUACAACGGAGACUCCAAGCAACGUUUCAACAUAGAAUACAGACAACGUGACGGACAAUGGAACACCUUUCCCACCAUGCCACGUGACCACCACGCCCUUGAACUGACACUGGGUGGUCUCAAGCCUGCAACAGUCCACGAGAUUAGGAUAAAUGCUGUGAAUAAAUAUGGUUCGAGUCGCUACGCGUCAGUCAAUGUGACAACGUUUUGACAGGUAAUGACUGUUUGUAAUUAUUCAUGUGCAAAUUACUUCUGGACUUGAAGGAAGUGGGAGUCAAUGGUGAUUUAUGUUUAAUAAAGUUUUCACAGAAAAUAACAGAAGCU
Molecule: messenger RNA, 1724 nt
Organism: Haliotis rubra (blacklip abalone)
Lineage: Eukaryota; Metazoa; Mollusca; Gastropoda; Lepetellida; Haliotidae
Product: hemicentin-1-like
Exons: 10
Coding region: 28-1611 (527 amino acids)
Molecular function (GO): protein binding
Source: RefSeq, a predicted model, not a curated record